Messenger RNA from Camelus dromedarius (Arabian camel), 2455 nucleotides. It is a transcript of the gene LRFN5, whose product is annotated as leucine rich repeat and fibronectin type III domain containing 5. The coding region runs from base 3 to 2162 and encodes 719 amino acids. Gene Ontology annotation, cellular component: GABA-ergic synapse; glutamatergic synapse; cell surface. The record is from RefSeq and is a predicted model, not a curated record. Gene Ontology annotation, biological process: synaptic membrane adhesion; regulation of presynapse assembly. Gene Ontology annotation, molecular function: protein binding. The transcript has 4 exons. Lineage: Eukaryota; Metazoa; Chordata; Mammalia; Artiodactyla; Camelidae.
CAAUGGAAAAAUUUCUUUUUUAUCUGUUUUUCAUUGGCAUAGCAGUGAAAGCUCAGAUCUGUCCUAAGCGUUGUGUCUGUCAGAUUUUGUCUCCUAAUCUUGCAACCCUUUGUGCCAAGAAAGGGCUUUUAUUUGUUCCACCAAACAUUGACAGAAGAACUGUGGAACUGCGUUUGGCAGACAAUUUUGUUACAAACAUUAAAAGGAAAGAUUUUGCCAAUAUGACCAGCCUGGUGGACCUGACUCUAUCCAGGAAUACAAUAAGUUUUAUUACACCUCAUGCUUUUGCUGACUUACGGAAUUUGAGGGCAUUGCAUUUGAAUAGCAACAGAUUGACUAAAAUUACAAAUGAUAUGUUCAGCGGGCUUUCCAAUCUCCAUCAUUUGAUAUUGAACAACAAUCAGCUGACUCUCAUUUCUUCUACAGCAUUUGAUGAUGUCUUUGCCCUUGAGGAGCUGGAUCUGUCCUAUAAUAAUUUAGAAACAAUUCCUUGGGAUGCUGUUGAGAAGAUGGUUAGCUUGCACACCCUUAGUUUGGACCACAAUAUGAUUGAUAACAUCCCUAAGGGGACUUUCUCGCACUUACACAAGAUGACUCGGCUAGAUGUAACAUCAAAUAAAUUGCAGAAACUACCACCUGACCCUCUCUUUCAGCGAGCUCAGGUACUCGCAACCUCAGGAAUCAUAAGCCCAUCAACUUUUGCAUUGAGUUUUGGUGGAAACCCUUUGCAUUGCAAUUGUGAAUUGUUGUGGUUGAGGCGUCUGUCCAGAGAGGAUGACCUGGAGACCUGUGCUUCUCCAGCACUUUUAACUGGCCGCUAUUUCUGGUCCAUUCCUGAGGAGGAGUUUUUGUGUGAGCCUCCUCUCAUUACUCGGCAUACACAUGAGAUGAGAGUCCUGGAGGGUCAGAGGGCAACCCUGAGGUGCAAAGCCAGGGGAGACCCUGAACCUGCAAUUCACUGGAUUUCUCCUGAAGGGAAGCUUAUUUCAAAUGCAACAAGAUCUCUGGUGUAUGAUAAUGGAACACUUGACAUUCUUAUAACAACUGUAAAGGAUACAGGUGCUUUUACCUGCAUUGCUUCCAAUCCUGCUGGGGAAGCAACUCAAACAGUGGAUCUGCAUAUAAUUAAGCUCCCUCACUUACUAAACAGUACGAACCAUAUCCAUGAGCCUGAUCCUGGUUCUUCAGAUAUCUCAACUUCUACGAAGUCAGGUUCUAAUGCAAGCAGCAGUAAUGGUGAUACUAAGAUGAGUCAAGAUAAAAUUGUGGUGGCGGAAGCAACAUCGUCUACAGCACUACUUAAAUUUAAUUUUCAAAGAAACAUCCCUGGAAUACGAAUGUUUCAGAUCCAGUACAAUGGUACUUAUGAUGACACCCUUGUUUACAGAAUGAUACCUCCUACGAGCAAAACUUUUCUUGUCAAUAACCUGGCUGCUGGAACUACGUAUGACUUGUGUGUCUUGGCAAUAUAUGACGAUGGCAUUACUUCCCUCACUGCCACAAGAGUCGUGGGUUGCAUCCAGUUUACUACGGAGCAGGAUUAUGUGCGAUGCCAUUUCAUGCAGUCCCAGUUUUUGGGAGGCACCAUGAUUAUUAUUAUUGGUGGAAUCAUCGUAGCAUCUGUACUGGUUUUCAUCAUCAUUCUAAUGAUCCGGUAUAAGGUUUGUAACAAUAAUGGGCAACACAAGGUGACCAAGGUCAGCAACGUCUACUCUCAAACUAACGGGGCUCAGAUACAAGGCUGCAGCGUGGCGCUGCCCCAGUCCAUGUCCAAACAAGCCGUGGGACACGAAGAGAACGCCCAAUGUUGUAAAGUUGCCCAAGACAAUGUGAUACAAUCUUCGGAAACUUGUCCAAGUCAGGACUCCUCUACCACUACCUCCGCUUUGCCUCCUACCUGGACUUCAAGCACUUCUGUGUCCCAGAAGCAGAAAAGAAAGACUGGCAUGAAGCCAAGUACCGAACCACAGAGUGAAGGUGUCACAAAGGUUGAGUCCCAAAACACUAACAGGAACAACUCCACUGCCUUGCAGUUAGCUAGUCGACCUCCUGAUUCUGGCACAGAGGGGCCCACAUCUAAAAGAGCACAUUCAAAGCCAAAUGCUUUGCCGACUAAUGUUGACCAGAUUGUCCAGGAAGCACAGAGGCCGGAGUUAAUCUGAAGAGCACUACUUCUCUCUCUCCUGAAAAAAAUUGCCACUGAUAUUUUUACUGGAUAAAAUUUAAAAAUGUUUCGAUUCACAAAGGCUAAUUGUUGAGCUGGUGUCCGAGAAGAAAUUGUCCACAGGAGCCGAAGCAGAAGUCGCUGAUGCAGGUGGAACUGGCUCUAUCAGACCAUGGUUCAUCCCCUUUUAAAACCAAAUUUUUUUUUUCUUCUGGCCUACAAGUAUUUUUUUUAAAGAAGGAAAGAAAAAAGCCUACAUUGGCAUCGAGUUCUGUAUCAAUCCAUGUUACA